ACCAACCAACCAAACAAACAAAAAAGCCUGAGAAGAUUUGAGGAGACCUGGGUUUGGGGCUCAGUGACAGUCACCAGCAAGAAGCCGACUGAAGGUUGCCUGUUGCGCCUCACCUUCAGGCAGCAACCGGCCACUGGCUGGAAACAGCACUGCAUCUGCCAGCAUCCAGUCAAGUCAUUGACUCAAGAACAUCAGAGCAUCAUUGCUGGGGACCAGUUAUGUCAAACCCAGUGGGCAGCGUACCAGAAACCACAUCGUAUGGGUCUCGGAUUGGGAUGACAGAGGACUCCCUCUCCAUCCUGGAGCAAAGCAGAGGCUGCGAAGACCCCUGGGAGAUGGGGGAAACCAAACCAAAUGUGGAAGCCCUGGAGCGGGGCAUGCCAGGCGUCUACCUCUCCUGCUUUGACAUGCUCCUCACAGAAGAUGCUACUUGGCUGGUGAAAGUUUCAGAGGCCUCUUCAGCACUGGCUUUACCCAUGAACCGCGUAGAACCCCGGGAGGAACCGGAGCAGUGCCCGGUCAUUGAUAGCCAGGAACAGGGGAUCUCUCCUGGCCUGGAGGGGCAGGAGGAGGAGCGAUCCCUGGAGCAAGUGCAGAGCAUGGUUGUGGGAGAAGUACUGAAGGACAUUGAAACAGCCUGCAAACUGCUCAACAUCACCCCAGAUCCGAUAGAGUGGAACACUGGGAAUGUCCAGAAGUGGCUGCUCUGGACUGAACAUCUCUACAGAUUGCCCCAUGCGGGAAAGGCCUUCCAGGAGCUGACGGGAAAGGAUCUGUGCGCCAUGAGCGAGGAGGAGUUUCGCCAGCGUUCCCCGCAGUGUGGAGACACGCUGCACGCACACCUGGACAUAUGGAAGUCAGCUGCAUGGAUGAAAGAACGGUUUUCCAUUGGAGACACUAAAACUACAGGCAGUGAGGAGCUUUGGUCUGAGGCAGAUUCAUCUUGCUCAGGUCAACCUAUUCAUCUGUGGCAGUUUCUCAGAGAGCUCCUGCUCAAACCCCACAACUAUGGACGUUGCAUUCGCUGGCUCAAUAAAGAAAAGGGUAUUUUCAAAAUCGAAGACUCUGCUCACGUGGCGAGACUGUGGGGACAACGAAAGAAUCGACCUGCAAUGAACUACGACAAGCUGAGCCGUUCCAUACGUCAGUACUACAAGAAAGGCAUCAUCCGCAAGCCCGACGUGUCUCAGAGACUGGUCUACCAGUUUGUUCACCCAGUAUGAGACUGCAAGCAAAGUGGGAGGAGAAGACAGAGGACGAUGAGAUGGGAACUCGGAAAAUUACAAAGACAAAUUGUGUC
Messenger RNA from Pundamilia nyererei, 1300 nucleotides. RefSeq names its product SAM pointed domain containing ets transcription factor (gene spdef). Bases 219 to 1223 code for a protein of 334 amino acids. Gene Ontology annotation, cellular component: nucleus. The transcript has 6 exons. The record is from RefSeq and is a predicted model, not a curated record. Gene Ontology annotation, molecular function: DNA-binding transcription factor activity, RNA polymerase II-specific; sequence-specific DNA binding. NCBI's taxonomy places the organism in Eukaryota, Metazoa, Chordata, Actinopteri, Cichliformes, Cichlidae. Gene Ontology annotation, biological process: regulation of transcription by RNA polymerase II; cell differentiation.